CACAUCUCUCUCAGACAGGAGUGCGUGAAGUCAUUAUUCACCGAGACAGACUACAUCGAGCUUCAGGCGCCUGGCGGCCGCCGUUGACGCCAAGCUGAUCAACGGCCGUCUUAUGAAACCCGGUCCACAGUGGUGUCAGUGCGCGGAAUAUUACUUGGUUGCCUAUUUGAUGUGGCUCUCCAAACAUCCAGAGCAGGCGACGUUUUUGCAUGGAAAGGAUCUUAUCGUCAACAUUGUCGAUAACCAAGGCUUAGAUGACAUCUGGACUGAACUUCGGAAGGGUCGCCACGAUCGCACCUGUGACGAUUUCGGCUCCUUCUUUGCCACUCAGUUCCGUCGCGCUUCUACCACGAUGGGCUUAUGCUACCAAAGCAAUGUGAUGUUCUCCUUCGCAGCUGAGCAGUUGCGACACGCGGGCAUUGACCUGACCAUUCUGGAAUGCCAGUGGGAUGCCUCCCAGGAGCGCUUGCAAAACCCGUAGCUACUUGACUCCCAGGGACGCAAGCAGUGGUUGCAAGGGUUGGGGAAAGACUACCUCUCGGAAGCGAGGGCCAGAUUUGCUGCCCAGCAAGUUAACAGUCUGAGAGGGGCUCGCUCCCUCAUCCAGCGGACGGCAAUCGAAAGCUCCUGGCCCAAAGGGAACGCAGAAGAAAACCGGGCGUGCCAGUGGCCCUCCGACCCCCUCUCAAUCUGUCGACAGC
Molecule: messenger RNA, 701 nt
Organism: Dacryopinax primogenitus
Lineage: Eukaryota; Fungi; Basidiomycota; Dacrymycetes; Dacrymycetales; Dacrymycetaceae
Exons: 2
Coding region: 113-481 (122 amino acids)
Source: RefSeq, a predicted model, not a curated record